Plectropomus leopardus (leopard coralgrouper) is the source of this 357-nucleotide messenger RNA. The record is from RefSeq and is a predicted model, not a curated record. NCBI's taxonomy places the organism in Eukaryota, Metazoa, Chordata, Actinopteri, Perciformes, Serranidae.
UUCUUCGCCUGCCUCGUCAUCCUGUUUGCCUGCGAAGUUGCAGCUGGAAUCUGGGGCUUCAUGCACAGAGACACUGUGUCAAAGGAGAUGAUCAACUACUACGACUCUGUGUUUGAUAAGGCCACGGCAGAAGGUGUCAUGAACCGGGAGAAGGGACACGCUGCCGCCUCUGUGCUGAAGGUCUUCCAUGAGACGCUGAACUGCUGUGGUAAAGGCCAGGGGACCUCCUUCGCAACACGCAUAUCAGACGCCUUCGGAUUUACUGAUCUCUGCCCCAAGUCUCAAACAGAUGUAAGUGCCAUCAUGAGUGUCAGCAGUGCCAUCAGCACUCUCAUGCAUCAGCAGCUUGGCCACACU